Striga hermonthica is the source of this 1611-nucleotide messenger RNA. NCBI's taxonomy places the organism in Eukaryota, Viridiplantae, Streptophyta, Magnoliopsida, Lamiales, Orobanchaceae. The record is from the annotation of a GenBank genome assembly.
AUGUUUCUCAGAGGAAUUUCAUCAAACACCUUGAAGAAGCACAAAUCAAUACUGAACCAUCAUCACUCUUCAUUCUUCUUCUCCACCGCCCAAAGUCUCCCAAACAAGAAUCACGACGAGUCCCGCGUACUGAGCCAACUCGCCGAUCUCCUCCCCAUAUCAAUCCACACCCCCAAUCCUCCAAACACCCAAUCGGAUACCAAAGCCGCCGACGAUUUUCUCUCGCCGGAAGACAAGCUACGCGGUGUUUUCCUGCAGAGACUAUGCGGCAAAUCCGCCGUUCAUCGCGCGUUGGACGGCGCUGCCGUCGAAUUAAACCGCCGGAUAUUUGCUCAGGUGCUCGACAGAGGGAGCUUGUGCGGAGAAUCAAUGGUCGCCUUCUUUAAUUGGGCGGUCGACCGGCCGGACGUGCCGAGGGACAUCGAUGCUUACCAUACUCUGCUCAAAGCAUUGGGUCGGAGAAAAUUUUUCUCGCAAAUGGUGGGCGUGUUGAAUGAUUUGAGGGACAAGGGGCUGAGCCCUAAUCCUGAAACCCUCUCCAUUUUCAUGGAUAGCUAUCUCCGUGCCCGUCAGGUUUCGAAAGCCGCGAAAUUUUUCGCAGAAUCGGAGACUUACGGAUUGGAACAAAACCAGGCGACUCUGAAUGUUGCAUUGAGAUGCUUCACCCGACGCCUGCACAUCGGCGUUGCAUGUAAGGUGCUCGACAAAAUGCGAGGCAGAGUACAAUUCAGCUGCGAAACCUAUAACACCAUCAUAGGCGGGUGGUCCAAGUCCGGUAGGUUUUCCGAAGUCGAGAAGUUCUUGAAGGCAAUGGUGGAAGAUGGUAUCGAGCCCGAUUGCAUUACUUACAGUUACAUUAUCGAGAGCUUUGGGAGAGCUGGUAGGGUCCGUGAUGCCGUUCGGAUAUUCAAUUUCUUGGUUGAAAAAGGGAAUUCGUUGAGCGUGGAGGUUUACAAUGCCAUGAUCUUUAACUUUAUCUGUAAUGAGGAUGUUGAAGAGGCCUUGAAGCACUUCGAACGCAUGUUGAGCGAAGGGUUCGAGCCGAAUAUAGACACUUAUGUUAGAAUCAUAACGUGUUUUCUCAAAAGGAGACGAGUCGCGGAUGCUAUUGAGAUGUUUGAUCAAAUGCUCGGCCGGGGGAUAAUUCCACCGACGGGGACCGUGACUCGAUUUAUCGAGCCUUUGUGUAGCUAUGGCCCACCUCAUGCUGCAUUGGUGAUAUAUAAGAGUGCGCGAAAAGCGGGGUGCGAAAUAUCGGCCACGGCCUAUAAGCUUUUGUUGGCUAGAUUGGCUAGGUUUGGCAAGUGUGGAAUGGUUUUGAGUUUGUGGGGUGAAAUGCAAGAGAGUGGUUAUUCUCCGGAUGUGAAGGUUUACGAGUGUGUGGUAAAUGGAAUGUGCAAUGUGGGGAGGCUUGAAAGUGCGACUCGUGUUAUGGAGGAAUGUAUCGGUAGGGGAUUUUUCCCGGGAAAGGUUAUUUGUAGCAAGUUGAAGAAUAAGUUGAUGGAGUCGGGUAAAGUGGAGAUGGCGUAUAAGCUUUUCCUCAAGUUGAGGAAGGCCCGUGUUAAUGAGAAUGCGCAGAGAUAUUGGAGGGCCAAAGGAUGGCAUUACUAG